AUGGAUACAGUAAUGAAGCCAGGACUCUCCUCAACUGGCUCGGUGCCGACUGGUGCAUCAAGUACUAAUGCGCCUGCGGUACCAGAAAACUUGGCGCAAACACCUAAGGUUCUUUCAAAAGGAGUGGAAAAUGCUAAAAAAAGACUCAGAGCAUUCUCCAUCCAGAAAAAAACACCCAUAGUACCCAUAGUUGUUCCAAAGACAUCUGGAACAGGAAGCACCACAGUUCUGAUUGGUAAACUGAGUAGUGCGAAACCAUCAGUUCCAAAGGUGGACGAUGAACUGCCUAAGCUGCCUAAACCUCCAAAGCCAGGUUCCAAUAAAAAAUCACUACAAGAUUCCUACUCAGACCUACAGAAACGUACGCUUUCUGAGAUAGAAGACAUGAAGCGUAAGAUGGAACUAGUGGAGUUGGGAAUACCCCUGGGUUUGAUAUGCCCCACAUCCACCAGCGAAAAGGCUAUGCCCACAAAAGCAAUGCCACCUAUUAAGCACUUUUUAGAUCCAGCCAAAGUCGACGAAAUUAUUCGCGAGGCGAAAAAGGCACGGGACGAAGGGAAGAAGUACAAGUUCGAUUACCAAAAGCUCUUGCCCAAAUAUGAUAACCCGUUCCAACGGAAGAAAGAUGAGGACAAAGUCAGAACACCAGACAGCCGAGGUAGGAGUGAUUACGACAGAGAUAGAGAAAAGAGGAAGAGUGAUCGAUACGACUCACGAAGGUAUUCCGAACACAGGCGCGAUGACAGAGACAAAUAUAAAAGCAAAGACAAAGAGAAAAGCAGAGAUAGAAGCAAAGACAAAAAUCACGAGAAACAUGAAGAUAGGAAAGCACUUGACAAGGAAAAGGAUAUCACAGAGACGAACGUGAAUCUAAACGACUACCUAAUCUGCGACAGUUGGUCACUGGACAAUGAGGACAAAGGUAGCUCCAGUCCAAAGGUCGAGGAUAGUAAAACGUCCAAGCCCACAACUCAAAUCAUAAGCGACACUAAGCUGAUCAAGCCCAUUCCGGAACAGGUGAGGACCAGCGUGCUGAAGAAUCAGAGCCUCCUCAAAGAGUACACAGUGGACAGUCCGAUAAGGCCGAUGAAGAUCGAGAAACUGCAGCCCGUCAUAGACUCGUUCAAGUUCGAGAUAGACCCGAACGACGAUGAGAUCGUGGAUAUAUUCGACGAGGGGCCCGGCAUCGAGAAGUACGCCGGACGCGCGAAGUGCCACUCCAUAUAUUCGCCGACGGACCUGAAAAUGUCCGAAUACACCGAGCAUGAGACCUCUAAGGACGUAACCGAAGAAGCGAACGAGGACACCUUCCUGGAGUCGGUCAUUGACGAGAUCAAGCACGAGGACAUGGGCGAGGAGCUCAGCCAGGACAAGGGCCUGGUGGAGUACGACAUGUCCCCUGCCAAGGAGGAGGCCGAUGCCCGCGCCUCCAUCACCCCCGAGCUGGACCAGGGGACGAGCGACGCCCGCAGCCAGGGGAGCGACUUCUCCGACGGCUACCGCUCUAGCGAGAGCGGCUACAGAACCGGCGACACCGCCGAGAGCGGCUACAAGUCGAUGGACAGUUUCCGGCUGUCCGUCGAGAGGGAGCUGGACGCCGGCUCGAUGUCCAGGUCGACGGUCGACUCGCUGGAGACCUGGAGUUUCGUGCUGAAGAUCUGCCAGCCGAUACUGUUCAGACACGACAAGAACAAGUGCUACAGAGAGACACGCACCUCGCCCAAACUGUGGUACACGGAGAACCCAAAGUUGUGCAACUGCGUGAAGGAUCGCAGCGUCGUCUACAAAGAGCUGAAUAUGUGCAAGAUGAACCUUGUGGACAGGGUGUACGGAUGUGACCAGAUUUCGGACGCGCCGUCCCCGAAAUGCCGCAACUGGUACCCGCGCGCCCACAUCUGCCUCUCCGAGAACUACACCGUGCCGGUGUCGACUGAGUGGGAGGGCGACGACAUCGGCCACGUCGACCACGUCGCCCACGCCGCCCGCGACGGCCACGUCGACCACAUCGGCGAUGAGGACCACGACCACGAACCGAGGAGGAGGAGGUCGAACACUCCGCAGCGCAGCGAGGAGGUUUUGCUCGAUAGGGAGUACCAGAGGUUCAUGAAAGCGGUGUGGCCUGAAGUUGCCGAGGCCAAGAUCGACACGCCGCGCAGCACUACUCCGGUGAGGCAAGAUGGGGUAAAAAAGAAAAAAGACGACGCCGAGAAGGAAGUAGAAGUUAAGAGGCCAGCGAAGAGGAUGAAGCUGAGCAGCGAGGGUUGGAGCCAGGAGUCCGAUUUGGAGGAGGAAGUUGAAAGAAGUAAAAAAAUGAAGAUCGACAAAGAGAAACUCCGCAAGAGGAAACGUUCCUCGUCCACGCUCUCGUCGUUUUCAGACAGUGAGAUUGAAGUGAAGAAGAAGAAGAAGAAAUCGUUAAAGAAAAAGGCUAUCAAGAAGUCCAAAUCGAAAUCGGCCAAAAAGCGGCGCAUCGGGAAGAAACUCUUGCGAAAGUUGAAGGAGAAGGAGAAGAAGAAGAGAAAACAAUCUAAGUUAGAAAGAACGGAUGACUCUGAUGAGGACGACGACAGCGACAAAAGAAGCAGCAAAAAGUAUAAGAAGAGAAAACAGCAGAGGUUAAGGAAGAAGAGUCUGAAGAGAAAGAAGAAAGAGGAGUCUUCGACUAGUUCCUCGUCGUCGACGUCUACCGAGAGCAGCACCGACGAAAGCGACGAUAGAUCGAAGAAGUCGAAGAAAGCGGAAACGAAGAGAAAGAAGGAGAAGAGGCGUAGGCGCAAGAAGUCCACGUCGGAGUCGGCGCAAAGCGAGGAUCUAUUCGAUGUGAACAUUUUGAACAACAUAAAGACGGAGCGUUUGACUGACGACGAAAAGUCAAAGUCACUGAUGGAGUUCUCCCCUCGGCGACAGCAGAAGCCGAGGGAGAUCAUCAACGUGAAGGAGCUGCAGAACGACUUUGUCGGCAAUAACAUACACAUCAAGAAGGAGGUAGCGGAAGUGGUCGCGAAGGAGACUGCGACCAAAGUGCGGAAAGAGAACCAGGCGCAAGAGAGUGACAUGAUAGUGGAAAUGUCUGGCGAUACGUCGGACGUGGUCGAGAUGGUGGGCGGAGAAGAGAGAAGCGAUCUAAAGAAGCCGCAGCCUGUAGAAACUGUAACGGUAGAUGUUACGUCAUCCCCUGUGCCGCUAGCCUCACCGACCCUUUCGCAGUCCGAACCAAUUGCAACCCCGCAGACCGUCCCUACCGUCCAAAACAGUGCCAACAUCGAGAUUAUACCGACCAUCCCAAUGCCCCAACCGAUUCAAAUGCCCCCUGCCAUUCAAAUGCCCCCCACUAUGCAAAUGCCUUCCACUAUUCAAAUGCCCUCCACUAUUCCGAUGCCCUCAAAUAUUCCAAUGCCCCCUUCAUCGCCUUCGAUCCCAGCGGCUAUAGUGAGAGAGACCACGGCAGAAAUGCACUCGUCAAAGUUGUCGCGCGAAGAGACAAGCUUGUCGUCCGAAGCCUCGUGCGGAGUGAAGCCUUAUGAGGGUAGCGAUAUCCCCUCGCUGCCGCCGUCGGAGAGCUCCAACUACAACUACGGCGAUGCGAUAGGCGCAAGCCAAAAUGCGCUCUACCCGAAGGCGAUAGAGCCGGUUGUCGAGUGCGAGGACAAGUUCCACGAAGGCUACCAGCAGGACUACGAGAUGUACGAGCAGCUUGCGAUGGCUUAUCAGAGCGACGUUGCGAGUCAGCAAGCGUCGCCGCCGUCGCGCGUCGGCGAGCAGCGGAUAGAGACGGUGGUCCGCGCCCGCAGCCGCGGCGAGAUCAAGUGCGACUGGCGGGCCGGCCUCUCGCCCGCACUGAUGCCGCCCUCGGCCAGACCCUCGCGCUGGGGUUUGAAGCCGGGCGAGGUGAACAUAGUGCUGACGGGAGGUGGGGACUUCGCCCCGCGCGCGCCCUCGCCCCAGCCCGUCUACAAGAUACAGAGCAUCGCCAACCGCACCGACUCCGGUACCACUAGCGGCUACGACGAGGCGUACAUGGACAUGUACGGGGCGUCCGACCGGCUGCAGUACGGCGACUGCUUCUCGGAGGGCGAGGGCGGCGAGGCGGAGGGGGUGGCGGGGGCGUUGGGGGCGGAGGGGGCGUUGGGGGCGGAGGGGGCGGAGGGAGCGGGGCGGGCGCGGGCGGAGGGGGGCGCCCCGCGCGCUCGCUCCCUCGACGCCAGGAUCGACCACGCGCUCAAGACCACCGUUCUAGGCGAGGUGGCUAAGGAAGAUGAUACUGACGACGUCAACAAAGAGGGCCCAGAGAAGGGCAUUCUGAUCAUGCCAAGCUCAGGCGAAACCGCGCGUGUUUCGAAGCGCGUGAGUUUCGCGGACGGAUAUAAGCCGGGACAAGACUCCGACUUGGAAGAUCCACCAGUGAAGAAGAGACGCAAGGUGAGGCGCGUCGGCUGCGCGUGGCCUUGCCCGGCGGGGCACCCGGACCACGUGGCGCUGUGGGACGCGCUGCCCCCUCCCCCGCCGCCGCCCGGCUCGCCCCCGCCGCCCCCCCGCCGCGCCGCGCCCCCCCUCCACCUGCUGCGCCCGCCGCCCCGCGCGCACCACUCGCCCCUCGGCAUGCCGCACAGGCUGCAGAAGCACGAUUCAAACUCCCCAAUACCGACCUUCAUACCAACGGAGCCUCCGCCCAGUCUCAACUUUCCA
Molecule: messenger RNA, 4686 nt
Organism: Iphiclides podalirius (scarce swallowtail)
Lineage: Eukaryota; Metazoa; Arthropoda; Insecta; Lepidoptera; Papilionidae
Source: the annotation of a GenBank genome assembly